AUGUCUAAUGUCGAUGUAACCGAUGGGUUUGGGGUUUUGAGCCCCUUGUUAAAGUACGAUCCCCCCAUCACCGUGGCCACCCCUUCCCAUUCUAGCUUCCCGAAGCCAGACCUGGAGGCUCUUUUGAGGGGGAUCCGCGAAAGGGGCCACCCUUUGGCUGAGAAGGGCGACCCGCUUUCCAUUCCCGCCUCCAGGCUGGCAACCGCGCAGCACAUCGCGCGGGAGUACUCCCUCGCCUCGGAGACGACGUCGGCCGCGGUUGAGGAGGAGUCCCUCGCGAUCGCCGGUCGACAUUGUGGGGGAUCGACCCUCUCUCGCAAGCGACCCCACGACACGCGGCGAGGGAAAUUCACAAAUAGAGGACCCUCAACAAACCCGUUUAGCUUCGCCUAUGCGCGCCAUAAAGGGGCACCCGCGGAUGGCAGCGCGCGAGGGCCCUCCAACGCGACCGCGAUGCCGAUGGAUGUCGACACGACUUCGUUGAACGAGGUCCUGCCCUAUCUCAUGCGCAAUGACAUUCGCGAUGGGGUGAGUAUCCUGCGGGUGAUCUUCCCACCGCAGGUGGAGACUCCCACGUUUUUGACAGAAAACACCCCGUCAACGAAGGAUCCAAGCGAGGACCAGACGACGGAUAAGCCGGGGCCCUUUCCGGCGAGCGAGGUCAUGCUGCGGUACGUCUCCACGACGCCCGCCAGCCGGGGCGAGAUUACGAAGCUCCACGAGGCCCUCUGCGAUAGGCUCCAACAACGCCAAGCCAGCCCUGUUGGGAUUUGUCCGAUCCGCCGCGAUAUCUACGACGACGCGUUCUGUGAACUUAUUCGGCAAGUCAUGUUGGAGGACGCCGCGCGCGGGGUUCUGCUCAAGCGGCUUAAAGACGAAUCAGAUCACACGAUUGAGGUGCACAAAAGUCUCGUGGAGCGUGCGCACAGCUUUUCCACGCGGAAGGAAAUAGAAUCUCGUCAGGCCACCAUUCAGCCUAUGCUGGACCGGGUAGAAUCCCUGAAGAUGGAAAUUCGGGAACUUGAGGUCAAAAAGCACGACCGGCUGAUGAUGUACGAUAAAGUUGGGGGGAAAAUAGAUGAGGCGCGUACAACACUAGAAAAAACCCAGAAGCAGGAGUUGACGUACUGGCGCAAGGUGAACCAGCAGUUAUCCGCAAAACUUAAAAAUGAAACCGAGCGCAUCUCCAAUGGAGCCCCAACCAAUGUUAACACGGUCUCCUCUGUAGAUAAAAGGCAUAAUUAA
Molecule: messenger RNA, 1245 nt
Organism: Phytomonas sp. Hart1
Lineage: Eukaryota; Euglenozoa; Kinetoplastea; Trypanosomatida; Trypanosomatidae
Source: the annotation of a GenBank genome assembly